Solea senegalensis (Senegalese sole) is the source of this 3797-nucleotide messenger RNA. RefSeq names its product epithelial splicing regulatory protein 2 (gene esrp2). The coding region runs from base 193 to 2352 and encodes 719 amino acids. The transcript is spliced from 16 exons. Gene Ontology annotation, biological process: regulation of RNA splicing. Gene Ontology annotation, molecular function: mRNA binding. NCBI's taxonomy places the organism in Eukaryota, Metazoa, Chordata, Actinopteri, Pleuronectiformes, Soleidae. The record is from RefSeq and is a predicted model, not a curated record. Gene Ontology annotation, cellular component: nucleoplasm; ribonucleoprotein complex.
UCUCUGACCGCAAACUCCUCCGUGGCUCCUCUGAAAAUAAUCUCCCCCCUUUCCUCUCUUUUUCUCCGUUUACCUCAAUUGAGUUUCCAGUCCUUUUGUUCGCUCUUCUUAUCACUUGGAAAAAGGUGAACCCUCGUGUUAUUUUUAUUUUAAUCUUUGCUUUAAUUGUAGUUUUUACCCUUGUGGUCCCUGAUGGCUUCGCACAGUGAUACUCUGGUGGUGUUCUUUGGGGCAACAGCUGGUGCAAAUGGGGGUAAACUGGGUUCGGAUGAGAGGGAAAUAAUUCUCUUGGUGUGGCAAAUUGUGGAUCUACAUGAGAAAAAGGUGGGGAAGCUUCACAGAUGUCUUGUCAAGCCAGACACACUGGAGCUGACAGAGCAGUGUAAGGAGGAGACAGGUCUGACUCUGGACGAGCUCAUCAAGGCUGAGCCCCUGGACAAAGUUCUACAGCAGUUCCAGCAGUCGGUGUCAUCAGAAGUUAAGUGCCUGGGCAGAAACACCUGCACACUUUGUGUCAUCAAUCCCCUCGUCAUCCGACAGGCCCUCCACCCCGAAGCCUCCAAAAAGAAUCUAGUCCUUCCUGAAUGUUUCUUUUCAUUUGUGGAUGUGAGAAAAGAGUUUCAAAAAUGUUGCCCCAAUGCUGGCCCUGUGCAGAAGCUCACACUCACCUCCAUGUUGGAAUAUGUUGGACUCCCUGCUGUGUCAGAGGAGUUGACGGGUGUGAGGGAGGUGAGGAGCAUGGUUCAGUCGGUGCUCUGCAUCCUGGCUGAGCCCUACAAUCACAAAUUCACCGGUGUUGAAACUGUCAAAUACAAAUUUGAAUCUGGUACUUGUAAGACUGAGCCAGUGGACAGUGAGACAGUGAUCAGAGCACGCGGGCUUCCAUGGCAGUCAUCGGACCAAGACAUUGCACGUUUCUUUAAAGGCCUCAAUAUUGCCAAGGGAGGUGUGGCUCUGUGUCUCAAUGCUCAGGGCAGGAGGAAUGGUGAGGCCUUGGUUCGCUUUGUAAACUCAGAGCACAGGGACCUGGCCCUCGAACGCCACAAGCACCAUAUGGGUAGUCGCUACAUUGAGGUGUACAAGGCCACAGGAGAGGAAUUCCUUAAGAUCGCUGGAGGCACAUCUAACGAGGUGGCCCAGUUCCUGUCCAAAGAGAACCAGGUGAUUAUCCGUAUGAGGGGGUUGCCAUUUACCGCCACACCCCAAGAAGUGCUGUCCUUCCUUGGUCCCGAUAGCCCAGUCACAGAUGGCGCAGAGGGUCUUCUCUUUGUCAAGUACCCUGACGGACGGCCCACUGGAGAUGCCUUUGUGCUCUUCUCCUGUGAAGAAUAUGCCCAGAAUGCCCUGAAGAAGCACAAGCAGAUCCUGGGGAAGCGUUACAUUGAGCUGUUUCGUAGCACUGCGGCUGAGGUGCAGCAGGUCCUGAACAGGUAUAUGUCCACACCUCUGAUCUCCACACUGCCUCCUUCUCCCAUCAUGCCUGUCCCAGUCCUCGCCACUCCCCCUUUCCUUCCAUCAGCCAGCAGCAGUCGUGACUGUGUUCGGCUGCGUGGUCUGCCCUACACUGCCGGCAUUGAAGACAUCCUGGAGUUCAUGGGAGACCACACGGUUGACAUCAAACCCCACGGAGUCCACAUGGUCCUCAACCAACAGGGUCGACCUUCUGGUGAUGCCUUCAUCCAAAUGAAGUCACCAGACAAAGCAUUUAUGGUGGCCCAGAAGUGCCAUAAAAAGACAAUGAAGGACCGCUAUGUCGAGGUGUUUCAGUGCUCCACGGAGGAGAUGAGCAUCGUGCUCAUGGGAGGAACCUUAAACCGCAGCGGCCUCUCCCCUCCACCCUGCAAACUUCCCUGUCUGUCUCCACCCACAGCCUACGCUGCCUUCCCCACACCACCUGCCAUCCUCUCUGAGGCUGCCCUCUACCAGCCCCCCCUGCUGGCUGCUCCCAGACCUCCUCAGACCACCACACACAGCCCUCACACUCUGGCCUACUACCCCCCUCAACCACACCUGUACAUGAAUAUGAACAUGAACUACACGGCAUACUACCCCAGUCCCCCAGUCUCUCCCUCCACAGUUGGCUACUUUGCCGCACCACCAGGAGCAGUGGCAGCAGCAGUGGCAGCUCAGCCUCACCCUCACCCCCACCCCCACCCCGCCACUGCAGCUCCUGUGCUGUCCCAGCCCGGUGCUCUGGUCAGGAUGCAGGGUCUGCCCUACAACACCGGAGUCAAGGACAUCCUCAGCUUCUUCCAAGGAUACCAGUACGCCCCCGACGAGUACAGCAGCAUGGUUCAAAUGAGCGAACAGGCCAGGAGUCUGAUUCAGCCCAAAGAAUGGCUUUGUCUUUAGGGACUCACCCAAAGCUCCAGCCAGACGCCGUUCUCAUCUUGUACAACUUCAGUGGCCAGUGCAGUGGCGAGGCACUGGUCACCUUCCCGAGUGAAGAGAUCGCCAGGCGAGCUGUGAGCGAGCACUCCAACCACCACUUCUACGGUCAGCAGGUCCACUUGGUUCUCUGUAACUGACCGCGAGUCCUCCAUCACUCCUCCUCCUCCUCUUGAAGAGCACUCUCAUCCCAGCUUCUCUAAGAAAUAAUAAUAAAAAAAAGUGAUUGAGCUCCAGAUGUGACCUGCGUGGAGCAGCUACUCAACCUUCACCUUCCCCAUCAUCUGACAUUUGUCACCACUCACUCAGUCCCCUCUGACCCUGACACUCCUGACGCCACAGUUGGAGUUUUCGAUCGUCUACCACGAAGCAGCUGAAGUCAUUAAAGCUCUGCAUUGUGCUCAUGACUUUGUGGACGUAUUUGUACCUACUGUAAUUGCUGGUUGUGGGAAGGAGACGGUUUUGAAGCCUGGACAAAUCCAUAGCAGUGACUCUGUAUUUUAAAGGCUUGCUCUCUCUUUAUCUCGCUAUAUAUACAUAUAUAUAUGAAUAUACUGCAGAAUUUCAUCCUGAAAUGCUUGAUGCUGUACAAACCACUUCAGCUUAUGAUCUUUUCUGUAUAUUUCUGAAAUCUUGACUUUUGUUUGUGUUGGCUUUAUGCAAACACGCAUGUAUUAUGUGUGUGUGUGUGCGCACGAUGUUUAUUAAUUUCAUGGUCUCCAAUGGUGCCAUUGAAAAGCUAAAGAAAAAAAAAAAGCCAUAAAGUCUGACUUGGACUACUGAAACAACACUGAGUGCAGGGACUCGUGGUUUAAACCACAGCGAGAUCACAGAUGUGCCAGUGCCUGGAACUUGAUGUAUUUUCUGUAUAAAGCAUUUACGUAUGACCCUUGUUGAUGUAGAUGAUUCCAAGCGCUACAGAUUCGCUUCUGCUCCAAUCAGAGUUAAAGAACAGCUCGUCUGAGUCGCGUGGCAAAUGAUUUCUAUUUUUUAUUAAACCCAUUUCUUUACAAAAGUGGUUAUUUUGUUGUUAAAUCUAAAAAAAAAAAAGAAUGGACGUGUAUUCUGAAGCUUUCUAUAUAACUAUCAACCUCAGUCACGGUGUAGUCUCCUCUGUUGUUGUUUCCAGACUAUUUACAACCAUCAGUCUUUAAUUCCUGCUGCUGUCUGGGUUUUUUUUCCAGUCUUUACUGUGCCUACAUUACCCAAAGUGCAACACAUUUUCACACAGGGGCUGUGUCGCCCUCUGGUGGCAAAUGAGAUACUUAUUUUGUUUGCAAGUUUGGGACUUGCAUGAACUUAAAACUGUGUAGAUAAAAAUGUGGACAAUGAUCUGUAUUUCAUUUAGUCUCUUUUUAAGGAGAUAAAUUCAUAAGACAAUAAAAAAAAAUAACAUGUUGCCCAGUCAA